AUGCGAGUGGAAAGAUAUCUUCGCUUCCUUCUCCUACCCUUCACCCUUCCGGGAUCCUUCGGUGCUGGCCUGGAGGGGGCAAGGGAGAUGCAGAUGAAUAAAAGAAACCAAGAUACAGCUCAAAGUUCGAGAACCCCUCGGCAAGAGUUCCCGUCAGAUACAAAUAGUAUUAAUGGGUUACCAGAUGAAACUAACGAAGACUGGAAGAGUAUAUGGAUUAGAACAGGAACAGUACCAAACAGUAUCAGAGAUAUGCCAGAUCAUAGAUUGUUUGUGAGGUUUUCUAAUGGGAUUCAAAUCCGGCCAAAUGAUACUGUAACUACAGGACUGAUGUUGACCCCCCCGGAGCUAUUGUGGAGAACAGAACCUGGAUCUCUUUACACAAUUCUCCUGGUUAAUACUGAUAUAGAGGAUUCUCUCCAGGGUGGGAGGAGGUCUCCUGGUCGUAAGUUUGUAAACUGGAUGAUCUCGAAUGUUCCUCUUCUUGACCUUGACGCUGGAAAUGUUGUCUUUCCAUAUAUUCCCAGGAGGGAUAGAGUAGUACUUGCAAGAUAA
Messenger RNA from Eurytemora carolleeae, 555 nucleotides. RefSeq names its product 26 kDa secreted antigen. The record is from RefSeq and is a predicted model, not a curated record. NCBI's taxonomy places the organism in Eukaryota, Metazoa, Arthropoda, Copepoda, Calanoida, Temoridae. The transcript is spliced from 7 exons. The coding region runs from base 1 to 555 and encodes 184 amino acids.